This is a messenger RNA of Chelonoidis abingdonii (Abingdon island giant tortoise), 1642 nucleotides long. The record is from RefSeq and is a predicted model, not a curated record. Lineage: Eukaryota; Metazoa; Chordata; Testudines; Testudinidae.
UGCGAGGCGGCCCUAGGGCCUGGAAGACCGGCGCGGAUGGAGCGGCUGCGGGUGCAGGCGGAGGGCGCGGCGGCGGUGGACGAGUACGUGGAGUACCGGAGAAUUGUAGGUGAUGACGACGGAGGGAAACUCUUUACCCCAGAGCAAUAUGAAGAAUACAAAAGAAAAAUGUUACCAAUACGAUUACAGAACAGAUUGUAUGUGAGCUGGAGAUCCUCAACUGGGAUGGACUGUAAACUUGUGGGCCCGGAGACACAGUGUUUUUGUACCCAUAGGUAUAAACAACACAAAACAGAUUAUGAAGAGAUUCCAGAAGAUCGUCCUAUUUGUGUACCCUGUCGAGUGAGCUGUUGCCAGUGCAAAUCCUAUCACUAUGUCCCUCUAAAUGGCACUCAGCCCAUUCGUUGUAGAUGCAAGCACUUUGCUGAUCAGCACAGUGCAGCACCUGGAUUUUCCUGUAACUCUUGUUCCAAAUGUUCAGGAUUUCACAGCUGCUUUACCUGUGGGUGUGGUCAGCCAACAUAUGCACAUGAAACGGUUGUGGAAACCAAACAAGAGCGCUUAGCCCAGGGAAAACCUGUGGGACAGGAUGUUCCGUAUGCUGCAAUGGGAGGAUUAACUGGCUUUAGUUCACUGGCCGAAGGCUAUAUGAGACUUGAUGACAGUGGAGUAGGGGCACCCUCUGCUGAAUUUCUAGAGUCACCUAGUAGUAGCAUGGACCAUCCAUUUCUAAAAGCAUUCCAAGGCCCCUCCAGUUCUGCACAAGCCAGCUCACAAUUAACAGGUGGUUCUAAUGCAGCAAAGCAAGUUUCUAAUUUAAGGAGUUCUGAAGAAGAUGACAUGGCUUACUUUGAAAAACAGUACCAGGAACGGCAUUCUAACUCAUGGGAUGAGGCAUUCUGCAUGUGCUUCUCCCUGAGUGGAUGGGGUAAUCAACAAAGCUUUUGUUCUACAAUGGCCCACAACUUUGAUAGCCCUCCUGGAUGAGCUGGGGGAGCCACUCUUCCCAUGUGAGUUCACAAGUUCAGAGCAGUCAUUUUUAAAGUUAUAAAACAAACUUAUAUUUUACCUUGUAGCAUGGUAUAUAGACAUUACAAUUGUAAUGUUAAUGCAUGAAGCAACUUAGUCAUUUUAUAGCAUCUAAACACAUCCUUACAAGUCUAACACCUAUCUAGAACAAUAUUAGCAUGCAGGUGAGCUGGUCUGGUUUCCAGCUAUGAAUUUCUCAGUACUCAGCUGACAUCUACAGACUCUGCAAGAGCUGGCACUUGGUUUAUCAGCAUCACAGCCUCAUUCAGAGAAGGAAUCUUCCUUUCCUCCUUCAAACACAGAAUAGUCUGACCAACAUUGAAGAAACUCAUGCUGGCCAACCCAGUACUAGCCAACUAUCACAUAGUGUCAAUCGUCCUGUUCCUGAGCAAACUCAGAGAAACUAGCAAAGGGGACAACUACAAAUCCAUCUAACAGAAGCUAACACUCUAGACCUGGCACAGUCUGGAUUCAGGCCAGAACACAACUGAAACUGGAUUAGUAGCACUGAUGGAUGAUCAUCUGCUGUCAGUGAUAGAAGACAGACAUCACUUCUCAUCCAUUGCAGCGUUCAACACUGUUGACUGUGAGGUACUGCUGUCUCACCUGAGAG